Messenger RNA from Insectozyma verbasci, 3012 nucleotides. NCBI's taxonomy places the organism in Eukaryota, Fungi, Ascomycota, Pichiomycetes, Serinales, Debaryomycetaceae. The record is from the annotation of a GenBank genome assembly.
AUGUCAUUGAAAGAAUCAGCAACUAUUGAUGUUGGUUAUCCUAUAAUGGGUGCUAAAUUCAUUAAUAAUAAGACUAUUUUAGUUGCUGGUGGUGGUGGUGAAGGAAAUAAUGGUAUUCCAAAUAAGAUAACUGCAAUUAAAUGUAGUUUUAAAAUUAAUGAUGUUAGAAGAAGAUUACAAAAAUUUAGAGAAAUAACAUUACCUUCAAAUGAAGAUAGUCCACAAUGUUUGGAUACAGUUAAAUUAGAUGAUUUGAAUGAGUUUAAUGUAUUAAUUGGAUGUAAUCAAAGCAGUCAAUUGAUCAAGACAAUGAAUAUAAAUAAUAAUAUUAGAAAAUAUAUUUAUACAAUGGCUGAACAUUUAAGAUUCAACGACGCUGCUCAAUUCGAACCUGAAAUUACAGAUUUAGAAGAAUAUCCAAAAAUUAUAAAAAUUUCAAAUGACAAUACCCUGGGAUGUUUUAUGACUUCAAAAUUACCUAGUACAAUCUACAUAUUCAAUCCUGAUAAUUUGGAAUUAAAGAAUAAAUAUGAACUGAACUUUGAAGUUAAAGAUUUGGCAAUUAAUCCAAAUAAUAAAGAAGCUAUAUUAUUAAGUUUAAACUCAAUCAAUAUUAUUUCAUUAGAUAAUGGUACUUUAGCAUCUUCUAAAAUGUUUGAUAAUUUUACAUUUUCAAGAAUAAAAUUUAUAAAUUCAAAAGAAGUAUUAAUUUCAGGUAAUGCAAAAGGUAAAUCGGGUGCUUAUUUAUUCAUUUAUAAUAUUGAAUCUCAAGAAAUCACCAAAUCACAGCUCAUUUCAAAACAGUUUUCAAAUAUAGUUGCAUUGGAUAUAUCUACAACUUCCAAUUUAAUUGCAAUUGCAUCGAACAACCUCACAGUAACAAUAUCGAACCUCGCCAAUUUUAAAAUAUUAAGAACUUUUAAAAAAUUACAUCCUUUUGCAAUUACUUCAGUUUCAUUCUCACCUAAUGGAUUAAAAUUAGCAACUGGUUCAGCUGCGAAUACAUUACAUGUUUUUAAAUUGCCUGCUAAUUUAUCAAAAGGUAAAUCUAUGAUUAGCUCAAUAUUCCACUAUUUAUUCACAAUUAUAUUGAUAGCUGUAUUUGGUAUAGUUGUGCAGAAUAUGAAUGAAAGUGGGAAAUUGAAUGAGUUGAUUGAGUACAGUAAGGACUAUAGUGAAGUUGCAUAUAAAUAUGGAUUAAUAGGUUAUGAUUAUUUAGAAAAAUAUGGUAAAGAAGGAUUAAUAUUGGGUGAAGAAUAUUAUAGAAAAUUAUCAGAGAAGGGUAUUGAACUUUAUAAUGAGAAAUUCAAUAAACCUAAUACGAAAGCUAGUACUUUGAAUGAUAUAGUUUCUGAAAUUACUAAAAAUAUAGAUGCUGAAACUUUGAAAAGUGAUUUUGAUAGUGAAACUUUCUUAAGUGAUACAAGUAAUUAUAUAACUUUGGAUACAAGUAAAGUUGAAACAAGUAUAGAAUCAACAAGAACACCAACAACCCAAGAAUUGAAGGAAACUGCGAGUGUUAAACCAUCUUCAAAAGAAAUUUCAAGUGCUGAACCAUCACUUAUUGAAUUAUCAACUCCAAUUUUUAAACCAUCAUCAGAAUCAAAAACUCAAAUAGAACCUUCAAUUUCAUCCUUAUCAAGCUUAGAAGCAUCUGCUGAACCUGAAUUUACUUCAGCAAUUGAAGUAGUUAAUAAUAAUACAAGUGUUGAACAACCAGCUUCUUUUGAAGAUCAUAAACCUGAAACUACAAGUAUGGAAUCACCAGAAACUGAAGAAGUAGAAGAAAUUAUAAUAGAAGAGGAAGUUGAAGAAGAACCAGAAGCUAAUGAGGAGACUGAAGAAGUUGAAGAAGUCAUAAUUGAAGAAGAGAUUGAAGAACCAGAACCAGAGACAAAACCAGAAGAAUUAAAUGAAGAAGAAAUUGAAGAAGUUAUAAUUGAAAAAGAAGUUGACAAGCCAGAACAAGAUGCUGAUGAAGAAAUAGUUGAAGAAAUCAUUAUCGAAGAUGAAGAAGAACCAGAAACUUCAGCAACUUCAACUCCAGAAUCAACUGAUGAAAUAGAAGAAGAGAUUAUAAUUGAAGAGGUAGAAGAUCAAGAAACAGAAACACCAGUAAGUACCGAAACUUCUGAAGUUGAGCAAUCUUCUACUCAAGAGACUAAAAAGCACAUUCACGAACCAUCAGAUAUUAGUUCGAUUGAAGAAGAAUCGUCAACUACUGUUGAAUCAUUACCUGAACCUUCACGCGUUCAAGAUGGUGAGUCAGAAACUCAUAUAAUUGAAGACAUGGCUGAAGCUACACCAACACCAAUUGCAAAUGAAGAAAUUUCAACUUCUAUUGAUUUAGGAACUGUUGAUGCUCAACCUACUCCGGUUCCUCAACCUGAUGAAAAACCAGUUAAACCUAUUUUAGAAGAAGUAGAAGCUGAUGAUCAAAUGCAACAAAUAAAAGAAGAUGCUACUGCACCAAUUGACGAACAGAAGAAACAAGAGGAAGAAACUGAGUCAAAUACUGAAAUCACAUCACCAAUUGACGUUGAAACUGUCCAAGAUAUAGAAGAAGAAAGUCCAGAAAGUUCAAUCGAAUCAUCUGAAGAAAUUUUAUCUAUAGCUGAUCAAUCUUCCUUAAAUUUAGAACCAUCUGGAUCACCAAUUACUAUACCAGAACCACAUAACUCUGAAUCUACUCAAACUGAAUCUUCUGAUAUAAUUGAAGAAGUUUCAGAAAUUUUAGAAGCACCAAUUGAACAACCAUUAAUAAAUAAUUUACCAGGUGUCAACGAAGAACCAAUAAAUGAACCAGAAGAGCAAUUUGAAAUAUCUACUGAGGAAUCUAGUACUGCUAGUCCAAGCUCAAUAGAAGUAGAAUUUUCGACCUCAUCCACAACAUCAUCAAAAACUACAACCAAAAAACCAAAGAGAACCAUCACUAAAAAAGUAACAAGAACUGUCAGAAAAGCAAAACCAACAUCAACAUCUAUCAAUCCAAUUGAAAAGGAUGAAUUAUAG